AUGCGCGGGUCAUUUACAAAUCGUCAACAGCGCUAUUGUUUUUGCUAACGCUAACGUUGGUUUACAGUUGAAGGAAUUAGCUUGUUCACCACUUUUUUACAUCGAUAUAUGCUUAUUCUGAAAUAUUUGUUCCAAAGCGGGUUCACAUACAUGCAUUCGGUUGGAAACCGGGAAAGCAGUCAUCGAAAACGAAAUGAGUGCUAACGUUAGCUAACUGUUACCUCAGCUGUCGUUGACGGAAAUAGCCGUCUUCUUGUUGAAAGGCAACCAGUUAAUACAAAUGGAGACGAAAUACCCGACAUUGAGGAGACCCAAGAGGAAGCUCUGCUACCUAACAAACAAGGAAAAUCAAUACAAGGACUGGCCAGCACCACUGUCAUUGGCGGAUGUGGACAAGAUGUUUGAUGACAUGGAUUCAUCCUCACAUGAUGAUCUUCUUCCGCCAUCCCCUCUGCUCCAGACUUUUGAUACUGAGACGAAUGAGAAUGACACAGAGGCUUCUCCAGUCCAGCAGAAGGAACGCUCAGAGGAACAAGUUGUAGAACACCAAAUGGGCCCUGAAGAAGUCGUGCAUCCUGCAACAAGAUCACCCAGUCCUCAACUGGACAGUGAUUGUGACAUCCCAUUUAAAGCCCAUGGGCCAGUAAAGACAUCGAGCCCUAUUGAGCAGAACGUCUGUGUCAAAGGUGUAGAAGAAAAGCAGGAUGAUGAAAAAGAAGAAGUUGUGUCUGCAAUUCUCUUUCCCUGUGAUGAUGAGGGAAAAAAAGAGGAUCCUGAGCCAGAUCCUCUACCCACCCAGAAACCCGAGGGCAAUGCCACAGAGGAGAGUGAUUACAAUGACUUGGAGUCUCCUCCAAGCAAGGUUGCUUUCACCAAGACAUCUAGUCAAAAGAAGGCAGAAACAUUAUGCAAAGAACGCUCCGUAGCCAAAGAAAAAACACCUACGAAACCUCAAACACCUGUUUUGAAAGGCAAAAGAAAAUUGCAGAGCAGGCAAGAAAACACGGAGCCACCUGUUGUGGCAGUGGGACCGGAGUCUGAAGUCGCAGCUCUUGAAAAAACAGCAGAAACUGUUCACAAGCAGUCAGUCAUGGAUGUUUCCACACGCGUGGGCAAAGACAUGACUGCUUUUCUGCAGAAGGUCAAAGAUGCUGGACAAUCAAAACCUACAUGUUCCAGGAAGUCCCCAGUUAAAGCACCCACUCCUCCUCCUGAGCCAGAGGAUGAUUUCUUGAUUAUGGAUGACGAGACACCUCUUUGGGUUACUAUCCCACGUAAAAAUGCCACCAGUAAGACACACGGGCUCAGCAGGACCUCCAGCACAGAGAAAGACAGCUCAACAGACAAGGGGAAGAAGGACAGCCCACCAGAGACAUUGCAACAACCACAGGAACUGGAAAAGGCAAAUGACAAACUGGGAAGUCAGACUGUUAAUCAUAGAAAGAAGAAGAAGAAGAUAGGGAAAGAGAAGAACAAUGAAGAGCCUGAGCCUGGAAAUGAUAACGGUGAAUUGGCCAGUCCUCAGGAUCUUCCCGCUGACUUGAUGGAACAAGAGGAACCAAACAAAAAGAAACAACAGCUCAAGAAGGUUCCUUUGAAAGAGAAUGACAAGGCAGUGGAUCGACCUGAAGACAGAGGCAGCGGGGAAAUCGAAAAAGAAAAACCUUCUCAGAAAGGGAAAGCUAAACAAAAGGCUUCCAAAAUGAAGAAAACAAAGUCUUCAAACGAGGGUAAACAAAAUACCAAGACAGGCAGGGCUAAGUCAUUAAAGGGGACCAGAGAAGAGCUGCAGGGAUCUGAUGACUCAAAGGAGAUGGCACAGGUUGAUGUUGUUGAGGAACAAAGUCAGGAACAGAACAGGACAGAGCCUGCAGAGACAGAAGACCUGGGUUCUCCUUUAGACAAAAAAAUCGCCAAAUCUGAAGCAGAUGGAAAGACUAAACAACACAAACAGCCCGUUGUGUCUGCAGAGAGUUCAUCUGAAGACAGCCAGGUUCUCGGGAAAAGGAAAAGAAGGCAGACUGGCCAGUGGUGGCUGAAUAACCCUCAGACAACAGAAGAAGCAGAGAACCAGCAACCUGUGCUCAAGAAGACAAAGCAGAGUAAUAAAGAGCCCAGCAGAGUAGUCGCUUCACCAGCUAAGGGCAAGAGAGUUUAUAAAAAAAGAAGUCUGAAACAGCCUGCGCUGUUGUCCAGUCCGAAUACAACGAAAGCUAAAGAGAAGAAAGUCAAACAGAGCAAAAAGAGAAAUGCAAAAGGGCACAAUGUAGACAAGAAAACAACAGAGGAAGUAUUUGAGGCAGAGCAGACUGAAGAACAAGAGCAGCGGGAGCUUCCUGAUCAAGACCUGGAUCAGGAGCCGUCCAGCCCUUUGGUCUUCUCUCACAGAGACCACAGCCUUAACUCAGGAGGUCAGUUAUUUCAGAGAGUAUAUCAUCACACCCCUGAUAAAAAAUUGUCCAGCACACCAGCAGCCCCUGCUUUUUCAAAACAGCCAAAGGAACUCAGGGAAGCAGAGCCAUCAAAACGGAGGAGGAAACCACCUGGUAGCUGGUGGAUGGUGGACGACAUGGCCGAAGACUUGGAGAGCGUGUCCUCACAGCCUCAGCAGCUUCACCCCGAGCAGCCCAAACCUCGCAAGGACAGAAAAAAACAGUCUAAACAGAGCAAAUCUCCUGGACUUGGUAUUCCCAAAAACGGCAACAUGGCAGCCUCACCAAAACCACCGGGUGGAGCUCCUGUGCCUCCUCUGAAUGCGAUGCCGCUUUCAACUCCAAAGACUGUCAAACGCUCUCUGGCAACAUUUAAGGACAUUUUCACUUCAGUAGCAGAGACUCCGACUGUGGUCAGCAACAGAAGUGCACGUCAGAAAAACAAACGUAAUGUCAGAUCACAUCGUGCUGGGGGAACCUCGGCCACUGAGGGUUCGAUGAGCAGAAACACUGAUGCAGAUGUGCUUAAUAUUGAUGCUGGUGGAGGCAGAAGAACACAAAGCAGCCACAAUAAUGAUGAGCCAGACAACAUGUUUAAACCCCUCAGAAGUGGGCCGUCCUCCAUGAUUGAGUUGGAAGAGUAUGAAGAAAAUGACGACAUGACUUUGCCAUCAUCCAGAGUCCAGGCUAUGCUCUCGGCAUCAGAUCUCUGUGCUCCUCCUCUCAAACCUCUGAUGCUGCAGCAGAAGGAUAAAGCCAACCUGACCGAGUGGUUUAAGAGUCUCUGGUCCACCAUUGCUGAGAACAGUGCUGAGAUCACUCCAGACCAGUUUGACUGGUACUUCUAUCAGGACAGAGUUAUUGGCUUCCAGGUGGACCUGCACAGUCGCUCCAUCUGCAAUGGAAAGAUCCUGCUGGGUUCCCACGCCAAGAAGCCUCUGUGGGUCGAUCACAGCGCCACAACUGUCUUUAACUUAUUAACAAGCUCUGUGAACGUGACCAUCGACGGCAGUGAGUCCCACCUCAGCCCAGGACAGUCCUGUAUGGUGGAGUGUGGGCAUGCCUACAGCAUCCACAACGCCACUGCACAGCCUGCCAUGCUGUACUUCACCAGGAUAUUAGCCGAGAGUUCAGUCUGAAAAUGUGAUUAUUUAAACCUACUUUCACAAAUGAAAUAUAGGGUGUAAAUAGAAAAUUGGCUGUAAUUUUACAACAAAAUGUUUUUGCUCCUAAGCUAUGCUGCACAUUUCUAAGAUCCUUGUAAAUAAAAUGGUGUCCUUUGUUA
This is a messenger RNA of Stegastes partitus (bicolor damselfish), 3717 nucleotides long. RefSeq names its product neurofilament heavy polypeptide. The record is from RefSeq and is a predicted model, not a curated record. NCBI's taxonomy places the organism in Eukaryota, Metazoa, Chordata, Actinopteri, Pomacentridae. The coding region runs from base 281 to 3571 and encodes 1096 amino acids. The transcript is spliced from 17 exons.